AUGUUGGAGGAAAAGAAGGCCCAAGGUUCUCCGAAAAAGAGCAAACCAUCAAAGAUCAACAGCAGCAACACCUGUAACCUCUCACCGGGUAAAACCAACCAAAUCUCAAACAGCAACAACGGCUUCAACCCUGCACACCGCUCGACGCAGUCUGGCCAUUCUCCUCUGACCUCUGACAUCAACAAGGCAUUCUCACCCAGCCUGUCAUGGUCCUGGCAAACAGUAGACGCCGAGAAGAGCGACGUAAGGAUACAUUUGAGCACAUCAGAACAACGGGAUUACACAGAAGAAACGCACGUUCGUCAACAGGCCUGCAGAAGCUUGGACUCCUCCUCAUUGGCUGCAGGGACCCUUCCUUUUGUGGUUCCUUAUGGCUGGACUGGUCCUUCUUCUGCUCGGCUUAAGAGUUUUCCAUUGCCAUCGGAGCGUUGUACCCCUUCUCCUGCAGCAGGGCCCCUACAGAGCCCCCUACUCGGUGGGCUCCCAGGCAGCUCUUUACUGAUUGGACAGCAAGCCGCAUGCUUGCGGCUGGCUCAACUGAAAGUCCACCUUGCGUUGACACAGAUAAAUAACGCCAUUGCUGUUGGCGGCCGAACCAACACACCUGCUCCGUUCAUACCCACGACACCCCCCUGCCCAACAGCUGCGGCUAUCAGUCUCCUUAACCUCCUAAAGAUUGCUAACACCAUGUCCCAUCCCCUUUAUAACCCCUAUGCCUCUGGGAAACAAAGUUCAACCCAGGGGCGGUAUGGACCCCCCAGUGUGCAGGCAGAGAGAGAUUCUCAUAGGACAUCUCCUCGUCUUGGACCUGGGGCUAGCUUCAGCUCUUCUGGAAUUUCAUCUGCGACUCCUGCCAAAUCUGGGGGAGCAGUCCCCUCAUUGGUAACUUUGCCAUUGAGCUACAGACCUGAACGGAGUAAGACUGCAAUGGAUGAGGAGAUAGAGAGAUCCAUAGACAUGCACAUUAGUAGAGCUAGAGAGGAGGUGAGGCAUCAACCUGUAGAAAAGAGCAGUCAUUUUACCAGCACUCAGAGAGAUGAGUUUCAUUCUUCAAGCAGAGACGUGACCUCUUAUCCAGUUCCCUCAACCUCUCAAAGACCUUCUGAUGUUGAAAGUAGCACUAGCUCCAUGGACUGGUUGAAAGGCUUCAAACAGGGAACUGAAGAUGAUUCUUCUAAAUAUUAUUCAUCAUCUGCUUCAUUGAGCUAUCAGAGAAGUGGUGACGGUAGGUUUAAUGCCUCCAGUGAAAGAGAGCGCAAUACACAAUCCAUUCCAGGUUUAGGUGAUUAUGAUGACUACACAGUGCCAGACAAACCUGUUGCCCCUAAAGAGUCCACUUGCCCCAAGUACACAUCAGAAACAGCUGUGAACAUCCUUAUGCACUUUGGACUUGAGAAAGAUGACCUGGAACAUCUAAUCUCUUACCCCGAAGAUCAGAUUACCCCUGAUAACCUGCCUUUCAUCUUACGGCAAAUCCGCAUGCAGAAGGCAAAGAGAUCUGCAACGACACUUCCAUCAAAAUCCUACUGUGAUCCUCAUCCCAGCAGUAUGAGUGGAAGGAAUAGGUUGAGUUCAUCGAGAGGGGAAGGGAUGCAUCAGGAUGAAAGGUCACCUAUUGUCCAACCAAGUAAAGUGAUUGACUAUGGACAUAUUGGAAAAUAUACUGGAGGGUUUGGGGAUGAGAUUGGAAAGAGCAGCAGCAGUAGAGCUGGUAGUGGGAGUGGAAGUGCGCUGCUGAUGGAUUCCUAUGAUGGUGGCGGCCAUAGUCGAGAACCACUGCAAAAAAGUACAACAGAGGUGAAAAACAGUGCCUUGGUUUCUUCACGUGAUCAGGGUGGCUCUUUUACUGGUUUCAGCUCAAUGCGAAGCAGCGAUCCACCUCAACGACUGCAGACCCAACCAAACCAGACUUCUCAAGAAAUCUUCAAAUCUUUCUCUCUGCCAAGCAAAGACACAGACAUAAGAUUUUUCAAGUCAGAAGUCAGUAAAUCCCUUCUUUUGAAAGAUUCAGAGCCAGGCCGCCAGUCAGCAUUGAAAAGCCAACUAUCUCCCAAUGUAGUCCAUGGAGUGCAUCCCAGCCGACCUGGCCUUGUACUCAUUGGCAGUAGCAGCGACAGUCAAGUUAAGGAUCAGAGUAAAACUCAAGAACAAGUCUCAAAUGUUGCUGAACAAAUGAACAAACAACAAAUGCAGCAGCAACAGCCAAAGCAGAUAAUACAACCACCACCACCAAAGCAGCAGCAGACACAGCAGCAGCAACUAAUACAGCAGCAGCAGACGCAGCAACGCAGCAGCAACAACUGCUAA
Messenger RNA from Archocentrus centrarchus (flier cichlid), 2307 nucleotides. RefSeq names its product serine-rich adhesin for platelets-like. The transcript has 6 exons. NCBI's taxonomy places the organism in Eukaryota, Metazoa, Chordata, Actinopteri, Cichliformes, Cichlidae. The coding region runs from base 1 to 2307 and encodes 768 amino acids. The record is from RefSeq and is a predicted model, not a curated record.